Tachyglossus aculeatus (Australian echidna) is the source of this 1530-nucleotide messenger RNA. It is a transcript of the gene ZMAT2, whose product is annotated as zinc finger matrin-type 2. Gene Ontology annotation, biological process: mRNA splicing, via spliceosome. The record is from RefSeq and is a predicted model, not a curated record. NCBI's taxonomy places the organism in Eukaryota, Metazoa, Chordata, Mammalia, Monotremata, Tachyglossidae. Gene Ontology annotation, cellular component: U4/U6 x U5 tri-snRNP complex; spliceosomal complex. The transcript has 6 exons. The coding region runs from base 66 to 665 and encodes 199 amino acids. Gene Ontology annotation, molecular function: zinc ion binding; nucleic acid binding.
CUUUACGACUCCGCCCCCUUGGCGAUCGCGACACUUUGCGACUUCCCCUUCACAUCGCCGCGAAGAUGGCGUCCGGAAGUGGGAAUAAAAACCUGGACUUCCGUCGGAAGUGGGACAAAGAUGAAUAUGAGAAACUUGCGGAGAAGCGGCUCACGGAAGAGAGAGAGAAAAAAGAUGGGAAACCCGUCCAGCCCGUCAAGCGGGAGCUCCUGCGGCACCGGGACUACAAGGUGGACCUGGAGUCCAAGCUGGGGAAGACCAUCGUCAUCACCAAGACCACGCCGCAGUCUGAGAUGGGAGGGUAUUACUGCAACGUCUGUGACUGUGUGGUAAAGGACUCCAUCAAUUUCCUGGACCACAUCAACGGCAAGAAACAUCAGCGGAACCUGGGCAUGUCGAUGCGCGUGGAGCGCUCCACCCUGGACCAGGUAAAGAAGCGUUUUGAGGUAAACAAGAAGAAGAUGGAGGAGAAGCAGAAGGACUAUGACUUUGAAGAGAGGAUGAAGGAGCUCAGGGAGGAGGAGGAGAAGGCCAAGGCCUACAAGAAGGAGAAGCAGAGGGAGAAGAAAAGGAGGGCAGAGGAGGACUUGACGUUUGAGGAAGACGACGAGAUGGCGGCGGUGAUGGGCUUCUCGGGCUUCGGUUCCACUAAAAAGAGCUACUGAUUCCCCCCUACCUUUCCCCCCCAUCGGGACCUAUCCCCCUCUCGGACCUGACUCUGGGGGUGUGGGGGCCGUUCUCUCCCCAGGGCCCUUGGGGAAGAUGUAAGGCCCCUGCCCGGCCUUGGAGGAGAAUCUGUGUUUUUCCCCACCACCGCUAGAAUAAAGCCGGGCAGCUGAGAAGAGGCCAGGCCACUGGGCCCCCAGAUUGGGGAGCCACGUGAGGUUCAUCUGCCUCCCAGUGUUCCCAGUAGAGGCUCUUCCCGCCUCCUGAUCCUCCCACCGCUGCUCUCUGUCAGAGCCCCCCCAUCAAUGUGUCCCCCCUGCAAACCGCCCGAUUCCCAGACUUUGGUUCCUCCACCCCGGGCCUGCGAAGAAAAGGUUCUGUCCUUGACUUCCCUUUUCGCCUCGCCUCUCCCUUUUCCCCAGUGCACGUCCUGGCUGCCGGCCGCCCUCCCACCCCCGGUGUCCUGUGGUCAUAUGUGUGUGGUUUUGUGGGUGUAUGUGUGUGGGGGAGUGGUUUGUACAUGUUGUAUGCGUGCGUGUGUGUGUCCGUGAAGCAGUCACGUGCAGGCGGUUGGGUUCCCGCAGCCGGGCGGGGGGACCCGGCCUGUCGGGGUUGGGUCCGGCCGACAACGAGAGCGAGUCCUCUAAGAUAGUGCCCACCCCCGGGAUGUUCUCUCUCUGAGAGACCCCGGCGGGGACGGCACUGGUAACCUCUUCUCCGAUGAGAACAUCGCUGUUUUUCGUCUUCCUCGCUUUCCGGCUCUAACUCGAGCGCACUCGGCUGAAGCAGAAAGACCCAGGGUGGGAUUAAUGUCACACCCAGCACUCUGCAAUUUUUAAUUAAAACAAGAUGAGAAAACACGGC